AUGAGCAAAAAGAAUAACCGAACGACGGCGGCGAAUCGCGUCGAACACGCGAAGCGCGUCGAGCGCGAGGCGCUGGUGAAGAAAGAGGCGCGACGGGUGCGAAAGAUGGCGGCGAUGGCGCUGGCGUCGGACGCGAUGGCGGUGGACGGCGCGGGAGGGAAGGGAGGGACGGCGGGGAGGGCGAGGCUGGAGGCGAAAAACGUGCGCAAGGCGCAGAGCCUGCGCCUCGCGGGAGGGGUGCGAAAGGUGCGAGCGGGGAAGAACACGCACAAGGUGGUUCGAGGCGUGCCGGUCGGGAAGGCGAAAUUGCGAAAGAAUGCGGUGGUGAUGGGGAUUAAGAUUGUGGACGCGGCGACGAAGCAGGCGGCGCUCGACGCCAUAGCGGAGGCGCGCGGCGACGGCGGCGCGACGGCGAUGCGAAGGUGA
Molecule: messenger RNA, 426 nt
Organism: Ostreococcus lucimarinus CCE9901
Lineage: Eukaryota; Viridiplantae; Chlorophyta; Mamiellophyceae; Mamiellales; Bathycoccaceae
Exons: 1
Coding region: 1-426 (141 amino acids)
Source: RefSeq, a predicted model, not a curated record